AUCAUGAAAUAUUUUAUUGUUGUGGCUUGCCUUUUUGCCGCUGCAAAUGCAGUUUCAAACGAAUUCAUGGCUGAUUUCGUAGGUAAAAUACGAAACUUUGGUGGAAAAUGUGUUGGUGAAGUAAACGCCCAACCAGGUGAUAUCGAUACUCUGUUGGCCCAUAAAGUACCAGAAUCCCACGAAGGAAAAUGCCUAUUGUUCUGCAUCCACAAGAACUUUGGAGUGCAAAAGGACGACGGAGGUAUCAGUUUGGAGGGAGGUAUAAAAUUUUUAGAACCUCUAAGAGCCGACGAUCCAGUCAUGUACGAUAACGUUAGGAAAAUUGCAGUGGUGUGCGCCACAAAAGUUCUACCAGAUGGUGAUCCAUGCCAGACAGCUGUUAAUAUUAAUUUGUGUUUGGUCGAACAAGGAAAACUUGUUGGUAUUACAAGUGAAUUGUUCGAGAUUUAAACUUUAACCUAAAGUGGUGAAUGCGAGUUAAUAUUUGUAGUUUUGUUUAAUGUACUAAUAAAAUCAAUGUUCUAAAUAUA
This is a messenger RNA of Brassicogethes aeneus, 530 nucleotides long. NCBI's taxonomy places the organism in Eukaryota, Metazoa, Arthropoda, Insecta, Coleoptera, Nitidulidae. The record is from the annotation of a GenBank genome assembly.